AUGCCUCCUAAGCGCACGCACGAGGAUCCGCAGGCCCUCAAGGAGAAGCUCCACUCGCUUCAAGGAAACAACGCCCGCGGACGCCGCAAUGGGAACACAAACCUUACGAACGGUAGCAAUCUCAAGGAGGUCGUAUCGUCGAAUGGGGACAAUGCUUCCACCAACAGCGGCCAGAACGAGCACAGCGGGUCAGGAAUGAAAUGGAAUAAUCAAGACGCUUCCGUCCUCCAAGGCUACCGGCGUGCGUACCGUCUCGAGACUCCCUCCACGUUCAAGAACCCACUCAGUCACGUCGUGCUCAACCAAGGCAUCGGCCGCUUCUCGCCUACAAUGGCACGGCCAAAGGCGAAAAGAAGAGUGCAUAAGGACCAGCUAGCGCUAGCUGUGAGGAAAAACUUCAAUGCGCAGGGCGUCAGCGAGAGCGACGUCAUCACACAGUUACUGUACACGGCAAAAAGCAGAGACAAGGAGUUUCGGGUUCGAUUUGCACCACAGCGAAAGUAG
Messenger RNA from Trematosphaeria pertusa, 504 nucleotides. RefSeq lists its product as uncharacterized. The record is from RefSeq and is a predicted model, not a curated record. Bases 1 to 504 code for a protein of 167 amino acids. The transcript is spliced from 3 exons. Gene Ontology annotation, molecular function: protein binding. Lineage: Eukaryota; Fungi; Ascomycota; Dothideomycetes; Pleosporales; Trematosphaeriaceae.